CUCAGCUCUCUCCCAGUCAUUGAAUCUUCUCAAUGACUCCCAAAAUAUUCCGCGCCAACCCAUUGGCCUUCACCCCUUGGCCCGUCACCCUCCUCACAGCAGCCAUUUACCUCGCCUUUGCAAUCCCCUUACUCGUCAUCCACCAAGUCGUGCCCCCAGCGCCGACCCCCAGCGCCACUCCGCAUGGUCUAAACUUAUCAGAAGCAUGGACGGAUCUACAAUUGUUGACGGAUGGGUUCCGGCCGUAUAAUUCGCACCAGAAUGAUUUGGUUAGGGGGUGGCUGUUGGAACGGAUUGGGGAGAUAACUGCGACUGCAUCCACGGCAGAGGAUGCAGAGGAAGAAGGCGAUGGGAAGGGAACGCCUGAGGUGGUCGUGUUUGAUGAUUUACAGUCAAAUCUCACGUUUGCGGGGAGUGUGCUUGGGUCCACGGGUGUGGGUGUUUAUUUUGAAGGGACGAAUAUUAUGGUUUAUAUCCGCGGAUCUGAGGAUGAAAAGGGUGAUUUCUGGGAAGAUAGUGAUUAUAUUCCUGACAAGGGGGGCGUGCUCGUGAACGCGCACUAUGAUAGUGUGUCUACUGGAUACGGAGCGACAGAUGACGGAGUCGGCGUCGUGACUUGUUUACAAUUAUUGCGGUAUUUCACGACACCGGGACAUGCGCCGCGACAUGGACUUGUGGUGCUGUUUAACAAUGGUGAGGAGGAUUUUCUUAACGGCGCGCGGGUGUAUAGUCAACAUCCGAUUUCGAAGUUCACGAAAACAUUCCUCAAUCUCGAGGGUGCGGGUGCAGGUGGUCGCGCGACGCUGUUUCGCAGCUCGGAUACGGAGAUCACGCACUCGUAUGCGCAGUCGGAACAUCCGUUUGGAUCGAUUCUCAGCGCUAAUGGAUUCGAGACGGGGUUGAUACGCAGUCAGACGGAUUAUGUGGUGUUUGAGGGGGAUAUGGGACUCCGUGGACUGGACGUGGCGUUUAUGGAGCCCAGGGCGAGAUAUCACACUGAUCAGGAUGAUUCGAAGCAUACGACUGUGGAUUCGCUGUGGCAUAUGCUUUCCGCGGCUGUUGCGACGACGGAGACGCUUGUUUCUGAGGACAGUGGACCAAAGUCUGGGUCUGGGUCUCGGGCUGUGUGGUUUGAUAUGUUCGGGAGCGCGUUUGUGGUGUUUCGAUUGCAUACGCUUUUCGCGCUGAGUGUGACGUUGCUCGUCGUUGCGCCGUUGACGCUGCUCGCUACGAGUAUCGCGCUUGUGAAUGUUGAUCGGAUGUAUCUAUUUCGAUCGACGGCGCUGGGCAAUGGUAUCUCGCUUGGUGGUGCUCGGGGCUUCUUCCGGUUUCCGUUUCUCGUUGGUGUCCCGACGGCUGUGACUAUUGGGUUGGCGUAUCUGGUUACCAAGAUCAAUCCAUAUAUCGUGCACAGCAGCCCGUAUGCUGUGUGGGCUAUGAUGGGCUCUUCAUGGAUAUUCCUGUCGUGGUUCGCUUCGCGGGUUGCUGAUUUCGCGCGGCCGUCUGCUUUCCAUCGCGUGCAUACGCUUACCUGGUUGUUUAUUGCUACGUGGGCGAUGUUGGUUGCUGCGACGGUGUAUGAGAACCAGAGAGGGUUGGCGGGGGGAUACUUUAUCUUCUUCUACUUUGCUGGUGUGUUUCUGGCUACUUGGAUAAGCUAUCUGGAGAUGUUUUUCCUGCCGCGGAAAGCGGAGUAUGUGAGUCGGUUUGUUGCGCCGUUGCCGCCGCAGUCGUCGUAUAGCUACGGUACGAAUAGUCGAUUAGAACCUCCUUCUGAAGCGACGUCUUUGCUGCGUGGUGGUCGUGGUAGCGGUGGACAUGGACACGGACACGGCCACAGGACUACUUUCGCAAACUACACACGGGUAGCUUCGAUCAGCCACAGUCUGUCUUCUGAUGAUACAAACGAUUCGGGGGUAUAUGGCUUCGAACAGCUAUGGAGCUCCUAUCUUCCGAAAUGGACCUGGAUUCUGCAGUUCAUCCUCAUCGCGCCUAUCGUCCUCAUGAUGACCGGUCCGCUAGCACUGUUGCUUACGACGGCACUCCAACAGACCGGUCAAGACGGUAGUCCUGCGCUAUUCAUCUACAUCUGCAUCGCGAGCUUAACAGCUCUUCUAUUCUCACCACUGGUCCCAUUCAUCCAUCGCUACACGCACCACAUCCCGCUCUUCAUGCUAUCCAUCUUCAUCGGCACAAUGAUAUACAACCUUGUCGCAUUCCCCUUCUCAGAGUCAAACCGCUUGAAACUCUUCUUCAUCCAGGACGUUGAUCUAAACACUGGCGUCAACCACGCAAGUCUAACAGGAGUCAUGCCCUUCGUCCACGAUGUCGCCAGUGACCUUCCCAGCGUCAGUGCCGCAGGCGAAGAUGUAACAUGCGCUCCACUCGCAGACCGCGUGAAAUGCACAUACCCCGGUCUUUUCCCACACGUCACCACCACCAACAACAACAACACCGAAUACCAAGACUGGCUCUCCUUCAACAUCACCCGCUCAUCCCAGAAACAAACGGUGCAAUUCAGCAUAACCGGCCAAAACACCCGCGCCUGCAAACUCGUUUUCGACGAAGAUACCCCUAUUCCUGAUUACCACGUCCACAACUCCGCAUACGACGAAGACCGUUUCCCGCAUGUAUCGGUUGACGAGGAUGGUAAUGCGCUCGGGACUAGGGAAAUUCGGCUCUGGAGUCGGGCUUGGGAUGGGGAGUGGGUUGUUGAUGUUGAUCUUCCUACUUCUUCCAAAUCUGAUACCGAGGAGGUGAAGGUAAAAGGAAGGGUGGUGUGUAUGUGGAGCGAUCAGAAUGAGAUCGGGAAUAUACCUGCGUUGGAUGAGGUGAGACGGUAUGCGCCUGCUUGGGUGGGGGUUAGUAAGUUGGCUGAUGGGCUUGUGGAGGGGUAUAAGGGGUUUGAGAUCUGAGGGCCAUGUUUCUAUGAUUUGUUAUAAAAGGGUUGGCUUGAUGGAUUGUUAUGGGAUAUGAGUUAUGCAUUUCGGGUUUUAUAUAUAUCGAUUUCAUUCAGGUCGAUAUCAUCACUGU
Molecule: messenger RNA, 3033 nt
Organism: Aspergillus glaucus CBS 516.65
Lineage: Eukaryota; Fungi; Ascomycota; Eurotiomycetes; Eurotiales; Aspergillaceae
Product: M28 family metallopeptidase
Exons: 2
Coding region: 33-2915 (960 amino acids)
Biological process (GO): proteolysis
Molecular function (GO): metalloexopeptidase activity
Source: RefSeq, a predicted model, not a curated record